AAUAAACUCCGCGAUGAUUCCCCCGCCUUGCCCGCCGGCGAGGAUGACCUGACUGGGAUGUGACCGCCUCUCCCCACCCCACCUUUUUUGUUUGUUUGUUUGUUUUUUGGUUUUUUGUAUUUUUUUAUACCCCCCCUCCAUAUAUAUAUAUACACAGACGCACAUGUAUAUAUAUAUAUAAAUCUCUAAAGAAACCACGGUCUGGGGGAGGGGCGGGGAGCUCGGAUCAUGGCCCUGGGGCUGCCGGGGCUGCCGAUCGGUCUCUGGGCUGCGGGGCGCAGCGAUGGGGCUGAAGGCGCGGCGCGGCGCGGCGGGCGGUAGCGCGGCCGGCGGGGCUGCGGGGCGGCGGGCGCCGGGCGGCGACCCCGAGCACGGCUCGCUCGCCCUGGGAGCCGGCGGCGACCGCGACGGGACGCUGCUCUUGGAGGGCGGCGGGAAAGAGGAGGGAGGCAAGAGGAGCCCGCCGGGGCUGGGGCUGCUGGCCAAGACCCCCCUGAGCCGCCCGGUGAAGCGGAACCACGCCAAGUAUCGCCGCAUCCAAACUUUGAUCUACGACGCCCUGGAGCGACCCCGAGGAUGGGCGCUGCUCUAUCACGCCUUCGUAUUUCUGAUUGUCUUGGGGUGUUUGAUCUUAGCUGUCCUGACUACUUUCAAGGAGUAUGAAACUGUUUCUGGAGACUGGCUCCUCUUGCUGGAAACAUUUGCCAUUUUCAUCUUUGGAGCAGAGUUUGCUUUAAGAAUUUGGGCUGCUGGGUGUUGCUGUCGCUACAAAGGAUGGAGGGGGAGACUCAAAUUUGCCAGGAAGCCUUUGUGCAUGCUGGAUAUCUUUGUGCUGAUUGCUUCAGUGCCUGUGGUUGCUGUUGGGAAUCAGGGCAAUGUUCUGGCCACGUCUCUGAGAAGCCUGCGCUUCCUUCAGAUCCUACGGAUGCUCCGAAUGGACAGGCGGGGAGGCACAUGGAAGCUUUUGGGAUCCGCCAUUUGUGCACAUAGCAAAGAACUCAUCACUGCUUGGUACAUUGGGUUCCUGACACUCAUCCUAUCCUCAUUUCUUGUUUAUCUGGUUGAAAAAGAUGUUCCUGAAAAGGAUGCUAAUGGGGUGGAGAUGAAGGAAGAGUUUGAAACAUAUGCAGAUGCGCUAUGGUGGGGGCUGAUCACCCUUGCUACAAUUGGGUAUGGUGACAAGACCCCCAAAACAUGGGAGGGGCGGCUGAUUGCAGCUACGUUCUCUCUCAUUGGAGUGUCUUUCUUUGCUCUUCCUGCAGGCAUUUUGGGCUCAGGGCUGGCACUGAAAGUCCAGGAGCAACAUCGUCAGAAACAUUUUGAGAAAAGAAGAAAGCCAGCAGCUGAACUCAUUCAGGCUGCCUGGAGAUACUAUGCUACUAACCCCAACAGGAUUGAUCUAGUUGCUACCUGGAGGUUUUAUGAAUCAAUCGUAUCAUUUCCAUUUUUCAGGAAAGAGCAACUGGAUGGUACUGCCAGUAAUGUCAUGUUUAGUAGGGAGUCAUUCUUUGGAUCAAGCCUCACAAGAAAACUUAGCCAAAAGCUGGGUCUCUUGGAUCGGGUUCGUGGUACCAAUACUAAAGGAAAGCUAUUUACCCCUCUGAAUGUAGAUGCCAUUGAAGAAAGUCCUUCAAAAGAGCCUAAGAAUGUUGUCUUGAAUAAUAAGGAGCGUUUUCGCACUGCAUUCCGAAUGAAAGCGUAUGCUUUUUGGCAAACCUCAGAAGAUGCAGGAACAGGGGAAAACAUUGCAGAAGAGAGAGGCGACAGUAGCGACUUCCUUAUGGAAGAUAUGAUCCCCACAUUCAAGACAGCCAUCCGAGCUGUCAGAAUACUACAGUUUCGUCUCUAUAAAAAAAAAUUCAAGGAGACUUUGAGGCCUUAUGAUGUAAAGGAUGUGAUAGAGCAAUAUUCAGCAGGGCAUCUUGAUAUGCUUUCCAGAAUAAAGUAUCUUCAGACAAGAGUAGAUAUGAUUUUUACACCUGGACCUCCAUCUACUCCCAAGCAUAAGAAAUCCCAAAAGGGAGGAGCUUUUUCUUACCCUUCACAACAGUCUCCCAGAAAUGAUCCAUAUGUAGCCAAAGCAUCUACAGCAGAUACUGAAGACCAAAGUAUGAUGGGCAAAUUUGUUAAAGUUGAACGACAGGUGAACGACAUGGGGAAGAAACUGGAUUUUCUUGUUGAUAUGCAUAUGCAUCAUAUGGAGCAGCUGCAAGUACAAGUUGCUGAGAUAAGUCCAUUGAAAGACACUGCUUCUCCUGCAAAGGAGAAGAGAGAAGACAACAAAUAUUCUGAGUUAAAAACAAUAAUAUACAAAUACACUGAGCAGUGUGCUCAUGAAAGUCCUUACAAUUUCCAGCAGGUUCCAGUCAACAAAGUCAGUCCUUAUGGUUUCUCAGCACAUGGUCAUAUGACUCAUUCACAAGCUUUAUCAAUAGGUGGGCAAAACUCUGGCAGACUGCAAGCCACACCUUCCUCAACUUCAUAUGCAGAAAGGCCAACAGUUUUACCUAUAUUUACGUUAAUGGACUCCCAGGUUAGUUACCACUCUCAUGGAGACCUGCAAAGCCCUUACUCAGAUAAGGUGUCUCCAAGGCAGAGAAGGAGCUUAACGAGAGACAGUGAUACUCCGUUAUCCCUUCUCUCUGUCAACCAUGAAGAACUUGAGCGCUCCCCAAGUGGCUUCAGUAUCUCCCAAGAGAGAGAUGACUUCCCAUUUGGCCUCAAUGGGGGAUCAGCAUGGAUGAGAGAGAAACGCUACUUAGCAGAGGGGGAAACGGACACAGACACCGACCCUUUUACACCAAGUGGCUCCAUGCCGUUGUCUUCUACCGGAGAUGGGAUUUCAGAUUCAGUAUGGACACCUUCAAAUAAGCCACUAUAAAAGUGCGUGUGGGGGCAGUCACUGGUUGACUUCUCCAUGUAAUGUAAGCAUACUUUGUAAAUCUCACUUACUGUACACCCAAAGCUUACUAGUUCAAAACACCAAUGGCUGCAUAAGAUGCAUGUGAUAUUAGUGGUAGUCAUUCUGCACCAUUUCAUACAAUUUACUAAUGCAGUUUUUUUCAUGCUACCAAAACUAAGGAGCUUAGUUUUGAGCAUGGUUUGCAUGACUUUACCCUAUAUAAAUGGUACAGCUGAUUUCUUCUAUGAUACAUAUCUAUCUGAUACUCUUCAAUACAAGAAUGGUGAAUUGAUAACAGGUGAGAUACAGUGGUCCUUGCUACAUUAAGUAAACAGAGCAGCAAAGUAAAUAACUUUUCAGGAGCAAUAUCCCUUUGUGGAAACAUAACAUCUGAAUGCAUUUUCUAAUAUAAGUAAAUCAAUCUCUAAUGAACAUAGCCAAGAACAUCUAAUAUUCAAAGCAGAGAAAAAGCUGAGUCAAAGUAAAUGUUCUUACUGAAAUUAUUUUGUGAACUAAAUAUUUCUCGUGCGAUCUAUUAUAGAACUUACUCAUGAAAUACAAUGUCAAAAUGAAAUUAGGGAUAGAAUUUAAAGUUAUUGAAGACACCUCCUGGGAUUGGUCAUGGAUAUUUAUUUAUUGUAAAAUGCAAAUAUAAAUCCCUCAAACUACUUUGAAUAUCACCACUAUUGUUUAUAAAAUGCUCAAAGCAUGACUGCAAUGCAAUUUUGUAGAAAAUUUUUGCUAAUCCUGUUUGUUACUUACGGGGCCAAAUUUUCUUUCUGUUCCAAUAAUAAGGUUGUUCAGUGUAAGGAAUUCCAGGUUUAUACACUUCACUCUUUUAUUCACUUAUGUGCUGCUAAAUAAGGGGAAUAAUGUGAUUGUGCCUCCGUUUCCCAAUCUGUUAAUUGGGAGUUAUACUUCCAUACAUAUGUACAGAUUGUAAGGCUCAAUUCACUGAUAUUUGCCAAGCGCUUUGAUCUCCUCAGAUGUGCAAAGUAUUGCUAUUCUCUUCCCUGUGAUUUCCACGAUGUGGGAUGGUGCCAGGAUCUGUUUCUCACUGUUUACUCUUUCUUUGGAAAUGGACAGCUCCAAAUCCAUUAACGUGUGCCAUAUUUAAGAUCAAUGUACAAAUAAAUAAAUAAAUACCAUUCUUGUCACCUGUCCCUGAGCAACAGAGGGAUAAGUAUGCUCCCUAUGCCUCAGCCAAAUAUUUUUUCAUAGGAAGUGGAAAUUAUGUUGAGGGAGAGCAGGGAAACAAUCCAGGCCACUUGAAAUGGGGCAGAAAUGCAUCAAAGAUCUCACCACUACAAUGGGAAUGUAGUAUCUAUACAACUAAUGAAACCUACCUGUCCAAACAUGCUGUGCAGGAUUCAUUUGAUGUCAGUCCAGGUGUCUAUGAAACAGUGCAUUUGAUGUUAAGUUUGAUGGCUAUGCACUUUUUACAGUUGGUGAAAAACUGAUCAGUGAGCACAGGGAACAAGAACCAAAGCACACAUCAUCUUUAGGAUGAGAUUAAUCUCAUUUUAAAACUCAGUUAUCUACACUGACUAAUUUUGUACCAACUUUUUAAGGGAAAGAGGAGAUGACUUGUUUAGUUGCCAAAUGAUCAGGGACACCCACAGUCCAUGGGAAAGCUCUCACUCCUACUCCACUGAUCCAAGGAGCAACCUCUCUACCACGGCUCAUGUCCACUUCCUGAUGAGGAUGACCUCUGUCACACACCAUGACUUCAUCCCCAUGAAGUCCCCACUAACCAACAAAGAUACAAGGAUUUGGCCCAUGAGAGAUUUUAGAAGGCGAACUUUCUGUAGUGACUGCUUGUAUUAUACUGCAGCUGCACAGCUGAGUAUCAUUGGCACAUCAAAGCAGAGCACGAGAAAGAAAUACACAUUACCGGACUUCCCAUGUGUGACUGGGCAUUACACAGGCAUGGACAGAGUGUACUUAAAUAGAAGAUGACUUGUUGGGUUUUGCCCAGUGUAUUAAACUUAAUGUUUGCUUUCUCGGUCUUGUUGAUAUCACAUAACAGUCAUUCCAUCCAGAGAGCUUCUGUUCUCUUCCAGAUGAAGGCAUUGCCUUCAUCUUCAUUGUUUAUUCUCUGUUUAAAGAUCCAUCUAAAUUAUUCUGAUCUUCUUACUUCACCAGCUUCUUCAGCUAAAUUGUGAUACAUCCUUCUGGAACA
Molecule: messenger RNA, 5084 nt
Organism: Cuculus canorus (common cuckoo)
Lineage: Eukaryota; Metazoa; Chordata; Aves; Cuculiformes; Cuculidae
Gene: KCNQ3
Product: potassium voltage-gated channel subfamily Q member 3
Exons: 16
Coding region: 284-2881 (865 amino acids)
Biological process (GO): potassium ion transport; transmembrane transport
Cellular component (GO): membrane
Molecular function (GO): voltage-gated potassium channel activity
Source: RefSeq, a predicted model, not a curated record